AGCUUGCACAGCGUCUAUAGAGAUAAAUUAAAAACAAAUUGGUCUAAGGAAAUAUUUACAGUUGAAAAAGUUAUUAAGGAAAAAUAAGGUUCCCCCCGCAACCUUGUCAUAGUUAUAAACAUAUUAUAGUUAUAGUCAUAAGCCCGACUUGCGCGCGACAAACCUGUUUUGGUCCGCCGCCCAGGUACGUUCUUAUUCCGCGCGGAGUAUUCUACCUAUUUUUCGGAAUUUUAUUAAUCACUUGAUUCCAAUAUCUGUGGUACAAAAUAUGGAGGCUAUAUCAGUUUAAAUACAUGGAAGGGUUAUAAACAUAUAUUAUGUAUAAUAUGUCAAUAUAUAUUGACAUAUGUAAUGGUGUUUCGAUAAUUCCGUUGAUCCGUAUAUUAUAAACUAUUGAUCAUUGUGCAUUUGUGCCUGUCAAUACGUUCACCUGGUUUUUUUGUCUCUGACCGUCACGAUGGCAGAUUACUUACUUAUUAAAUGUCCGGUGUGCAGUCGGUGUUUUGUGUUUGAUUUUUGUUUUAUCCACCACUUUGAGCAUAACCAUAAUAUGCAUGAUUAGUUUACUACGUCAACAAACGUCGUUGAAAAAAGGAAACGGUUCACUACAAAUCAAGUAGGUACAUAUGACUUUUAUACUUAUUUAAAUGCAUUAGUGUUUUGUUAUUUGUUUGACGUAAAUCUUAUAGAACAUGAUUAAGCUGAUCGCAGCGGCAAUCCCGAAAUGCGGGGUAACACAUAGUAGCGAAUCACUAUUGUGGUUCGUGAAAAGUUUUGACUGUAGGGUUGAAAGUGUAGACCAGCUAAAUUCGUUCAUCGUAGAAAACCUUGCUGGCAUUCAAUACUACGUCUACGCUAACACUGAAGUAUGUAACAAUUAUAAAAAAUAUAACACAAAUGUAAUGGUUAAAAAAAAAAUUAAUAUAUACAAUAAUAAAUUGUUUACAGGCACCAUCAAGGUAUACAAACAUAAGAAAGGCUAUCGAUUACAUAGUAGAGGAGAAUGAGGAAGAAACAAUUUUAGGGGGGGAAUUUAUAGCAUUAAAAUCUUUAGCUUCAAAAUUCGUCAAUAAAACAUUCAGUAAAAAAUUGGGGAAAAAAUUUAUUUCAAAUCAAAUUAUAUCUACUAUUAAAUUAUUCCAAAAUGGUUCGGUACAAUGUCACUCAAAAUUUAUUUCUUUACAAAAACCGUUAGCAAUUAAUCCCGAAACCUCAUAUUUAGACCCAUUUUUUAAAAACUUUUUUCGACCUCAGCCUCCUCCCCUAUGUAAUCACUCAAUUAAGUUAGAUAUGUGUACGGUUGUCGCAUUAAACCACACCCUCAAUGAACAUUUAAUGUACAAUUUGAAUGUAAAUCCAAAAAAGUGAGUGUAAUGGUUCAUAGGUAAUUUACAAAAUUCUUAUUUAUUUAUUUUUUUAUUUUUCAGUGAUGCAAUUAGUACGCUUCUAGAACAGAAGAUCUGGCUGGUGAAGACUGAACUGGUGGCGAGGUACGUCGCCAGAUUUCAGUCCUCAAUUGAAGACAUCGUGAAAGGUUCACGUAUGGUGGUGAAUGCGACGGAGACCAUUCAACACCGUAUGUUGUGCAUGUUGGAUUUGAAUUUUCAAGGUUUCAUAUCUGGCCUUGACAACUGGUAGAAUUUUUACCAUACUGUGGAUGAUCUGAAUGUGACGCAUACGGGCUUAAUACACUUUUCAACCAUCUUAAAAUUGUCAUGACCAUCUGCCAUCAUACCUUCACCACUAAGUCUAAUUUAAAAUUCACCCUCACUACCUUAAUAAAUCAGCAAUACAUCAUCAGCCAUCAGAUCCAUAACAAAACCAUAUACACCUCUGAAAAUCUUCCAAAAAUUAAAUCAGCACUUUCAAAACAUUAUUAUGACACCACCGUCCACAGAAUCAUGAACAUCACCAAAGACGAAUAUUUAGCAACUGCCAUGCAGCAUAGUGUAAGAAAAACUUUUUAUAGUUCACAAAUUCAAAUAAUUUAUAUAAUUGUUUUUUGUCUUCUGUUUCAGUUACCAACAACACUGUGGGAAAACACAAAUCCAUUACAUCAUACACCUUCAUACAUCAACAAAACGUACCUGUUCACCAAAUUAUUGAAAAAAACUAUAUUCAUCACAUCAUUUUUAAACACAUUAACAUUGACAAUGAACACCAUGACAACAGACAUACACACAGAAUACACACAAAAUUUACAAACUUACAAACAACAUUUAGACACACUUCUAACAACCCAUCCACCACAAGACACAACGUUAACCUUUGAGGAACUACUGACAAUAACAACAAACGAUCAACACGAACUACCAACACAUAACACUGAUUAUGCUUUAAAGAAAGAACAUUUAUGACUCGAAAUUGAGAAUUCUAUGUCUAAUAUGUCCAAAAUAAAUUUGAUCGUUAUGGGUUUACCGUUAAAUAUACAGGAUAAAUUAGAUAAAGAGGAGAUUACAAAUACAGACUUAUUAAUGAAUAGAAUUAUAAUGUAUGACACAGGGUUUAAUAAACAAAAAAGAGAAGACAAAAUAUAUAAUAUAUAAUUUAAUAGUAACACAAUAACACCAAUUGGAAAGAGUAAUGCAGACAAGAAAUAUAGUGCGGUAUCAAAACCGUUUCAUGAAACGUUUCAAAAAACCACGUCUCUAGACUUGUCUGUCUUAUCACGUCUCAGCGACUCAGCUUAUUAUUUUUGUUCAACGGAAUAAUUAUCAAAAUUACAACAUUUCCUGUAGUUUUCAAAAGCCUCGGGAAAAACCAAAAGUAUAUUAAGGGAAUACGGAGAUUUUUACUCAAAUUCAGUUUAAUUUUGUUCGUUGACGUACGUAACAAAACAAAAAUUUAACUGUAGAUACAUACGAUUUUCACCGAAUGUUAAUUUUUAUA
Molecule: messenger RNA, 2889 nt
Organism: Acyrthosiphon pisum (pea aphid)
Lineage: Eukaryota; Metazoa; Arthropoda; Insecta; Hemiptera; Aphididae
Exons: 2
Coding region: 1716-2357 (213 amino acids)
Source: RefSeq, a predicted model, not a curated record